Messenger RNA from Umbelopsis ramanniana AG, 2514 nucleotides. RefSeq lists its product as uncharacterized. Lineage: Eukaryota; Fungi; Mucoromycota; Umbelopsidomycetes; Umbelopsidales; Umbelopsidaceae. The record is from RefSeq and is a predicted model, not a curated record. Gene Ontology annotation, cellular component: vacuolar transporter chaperone complex; fungal-type vacuole membrane. The transcript has 7 exons. The coding region runs from base 45 to 2231 and encodes 728 amino acids.
CAGCUCCGAUCCUUACUCACUUCGGUCCAACUCACUUUUCUCUAAUGAAGUUUGGUGCCACUCUCGAGCACUUGCAAGUCAAAGGCUGGGAAGAUAAAUAUGUAGCGUACAAUACCAUAAAGAAGCUUUUAAAAUCUUCGUCAACUAGCGAGGAAAAUCUCCCAUUUGGAGAAGCUGAAGAAGAAGAAUUCGUGGAACUGCUGGAUUCUGAAUUGGAAAAGGUUAAUUCUUUUCACAGCCAACAAAUGCAGGAGAUACAGCAAAGUAUUGAUGAUUGUACGAGGCAAAUAGAUGAAAUCAAUCAACACGAAGAUAUCACAGUUCAACAGCCCAACUUGGACGGAAUUGCUGAGAGGGUCAAUCACCUAGCUGACUGGAUUAAUAAUCUUGCAAAUUAUGCACAGGUCAACUAUACUGCUGUCAUAAAGCUUGUCAAGAAGCAUGAUAGACAUGUGCAGUACCACGUUCGACCGCUGUUCAUGAUCAGAUUAAAGCAGUGCCCAUUUUGGAAGCAGGACUACGAAGGCUUGCUUUUACGACUAUCUGAUUUAUUCGGAGUCAUCCGAUCAGAAAUAUCGCCCGUUAGCGCGCUCAGUGCUUCUUAUACACAACCAGAGCAACAUGCUACAGAAACGUUUUUACGAAAAUCAACGAAAUACUUCGUUUCGCUGGACAAUGUGUUGGAACUUAAAACGUUCAUAUUACGUCAUCUCCCGAUGUUAGUAUAUGAUAAUGCUACGCGAAAGUCAAGCAAGGGCAUCAACCCACCCAUCACAUCCAUCUACCUGGAUAACUCUGAGUUAGAAUUGUACAAUGCGAAGGUUGACAAAGAAGAUGGCGCUCAAGUAAUACGACUACGAUGGUAUGGAUCGACGAAGGAUACGAACAAAAUAUAUAUUGAACGAAAAGUACAGCAAGAGGAGGACACGGGAGAAUUGAAAGAUCGCUUCAUGCUUAAAGAAAAGUAUAUUAAAGAUUUCCUGGAUGGUCGAAGAGAGGUUGUUGAAAAGAAUGUCAACAAAAUCAGAGCCAAGAAUGCUGACAGUAAUGCCGAAGCAGACGCCUUCGAAAAGUUAGCCUAUGAGCUCCAAGAUGUCAUCAAAUCAAGAAAUCUUCAGCCAAUGGCGCGAACAUAUUAUAGUAGGACGGCCUUCCAAAUUCCAGGCGAUUCUCGGCAUCGGUUAUCGCUAGAUACAAACCUAACUAUGAUCAGAGAAGAUGAUCAUUUAUUUCCCGAUGACCCGACAUCUAGACGUCCCAAUGGCGAGUGGAGGAGACCGGAUGUUGACGUCGAUUUUCCCUUCAGCGAGUUACCUCCUGACGACGUCCGUCGCUUUCCUUAUGCCGUUCUUGAAAUCAAGUUGAAUUUGCCUCCAGGCAGCCGGACACCUGCGUGGAUUGGUGAACUCAUUUCGUCUGGCUUGGUGGAAGAGGCUCCAAAGUUUUCAAAGUUUGUGCACGCAACGGCAAUCCUUUUUGAACGUAGAGUGCACUUACUUCCGUUCUGGCUGGCACAAAUGGAGUCGGAAGAAGAAGACACACCAGUUGCUCAAGAGAAUGCGAACGUUAUACAAGCGCUUUCUCGUAAAUACUCGCAAAAAUCGGUUGAGGUUGCUAUGCAGAACUCUCAGUCUAUCGCCAAAAUGACACCCGUCAAUAAACCUGCAAAUAUAACCAAUGCGACUGGUAAUGCCAGCCCAGAUGCGCCAGUAGGACAACAAGUCGAACCUUCCUCCAGUCGUACUAUCAACGUACACAACACAGACCAUAGUUCAAUGGCUUUGCCACCAAAAUCAGCUAAAAGCUGGUUUAGCGUAAUAUUUUCGAAAUUGCCACUUGGAUUUCCAAAUCAUCAACAUCGAGAUGAAGUUCUAUCUCUACCACCUGGCGUUCAUAUUCCACAAAAGAUAUCCACGCCAGUGCGGGUGGAACCUAAAGUGUUCUUCGCCAAUGAACGAACUUAUUUCUCAUGGAUGACUUUUGCAGUCCUGCUGGGAAGCUUUUCUGUAGCUCUAGUCAAUACUGGGGAUAAAAUUGGUAAAAUUGCUGGAUUGAUGUAUACCAUGAUAUCACUCUCUACAUUGAUCUAUGGCUAUGGCCUGUAUUACCGUCGCCACGAACUGAUCAUGGCACGAGCGAGCGGUCCAUAUGAUGAUGUGGUGGGUCCUACUGUAAUUUGUUUCGCUUUGCUUAUCGCAGUUGCCAUCAAUGCUUAUUUGAAGCUAGCAUAAACACUCUGUAUGUUGAUGUUGCAAUGCGGCGUGUAAAGGAACAAAUUGGGAAGAAUUUUUAUGUGUAAUGAUUUCUAUGCGAACAGACAUUGAAGUGAAUGGAUCGUCAUAAUAAAGAGAUAUUCUUAUAACGAGCUUGGUGAAAUGUCAUGCAUGCGAAGGCGUCUCUUUCGAUUUUUCAGUUUGAUACGUUGCAUGCACAGAUUUGUUGCAGAAACAUUGCUUAACUGGGCCUUGUUGCUCGUGUGGCGGCGGAGAUAUAACCAAAAGCGCAAAAUUCAGC